Diversispora eburnea is the source of this 1794-nucleotide messenger RNA. Lineage: Eukaryota; Fungi; Glomeromycota; Glomeromycetes; Diversisporales; Diversisporaceae. The record is from the annotation of a GenBank genome assembly.
AUGAGCAUAAACAACCUACUUUUUGAAUUAGUUGCCCCUGCCACUGCUCUCGGUGCUAUUCUUGCCCUUCUUUUUGGUCCCGUAUUCUUUCCUCGUAUAUAUAUUUGGUUUUUGUUGACUUAUUUUACAACAUUUUUAUAUAUUUCCAUAAACCAUUUUCUUAAGUUCUGUCUUACUGUAAGAAAUAUAAAAAGAAAUAUUCGUAAUUGGAGUGCUCAACAAGAACAUCAAUCAAUGUCACGAGAUUAUGACACCAAAGAAGUUGUUAAGCGUUCAGCGACUAUUAAUGGAAGAAUAACACCAACGAGAAACGGAUACACAUCUGUUUCUAUGUCCAAUAAUUUUGAAAGUGAUAACAGAUGCAAUGAUAUGGAAAGCGUACUCAAACUUUAUGAUGAAGGUCAUUACAUCCAUGCUUUCGUUAUACCAAAUUAUCAAGAACCAGAACCAUUAUUAAAAGACACUAUAAAAAGAUUGGCCCAGCAUAGAAAUGCCACCACGACUUAUGUGAUCGUAUUGGCUAUGGAAGAAUCAGAGGUUGAACAGGCUUCAAAAGCCGCAAGCAUUAAACGAAAUUUUGAUGGUUCUUUCCUUGACUUUAUAAUUACGGUUCAUCCAAAGGAUGUUCCAGGUGAAAGUCGAGGAAAAGGUAGUAAUGUAGCAUAUGCAGCUCGAGAAGCUUGCGAUCAAUUGAUGAGGAAAAUCGAUAAAAGACGAGUUAUUUUUACAAUAACAGAUUCUGACUCGGCUAUUCCAGAACUUUAUGUUCGUCACGUAGAAAAGGCUUUGAUGGAAUCGGAAGAUCCUUAUAAUACAAUAUGUUCUCCGCCAAUAUUUUUCUCGAGAAAUGCAUUUAAAGUCCCCGCCGCGGUUCGUGUCACAGAUAUAAUGUGGUCUAUCAUGGUUAUGCAAAAUUUAAGUAAUCCUCGAGGAUUAGCGUUUCCUUGUUCUACAUAUAGUUUAAGCAUGGUUCUUGCUGAACAAGUUGGUUUCUGGGACACUGAUAAAGAUGCUGUUGGGGAAGAUUUACAUAUGUGGUUAAAAUGUUUUUUCAAAACAGGUGGUCAAGCUAGAUCAGUCCCAAUAUUUGUUCCUAUAAAUUUAACAAAUGUUGAAACAGCUAGUUACAUCUCAAAUAUUUACGCACGAUUCGUUCAAGCAAAGCGUCAUUAUAAUGGUGUAGCUGAUGUUGCUUACUCGUUAAAAUCUGCAUUCAAUAGUGACAAUCGUUCAUCAGAGGCUGAAUCGAUGUUACUGUAUAAUCAGAAUACGAUGAAUUAUCCUUCUUCGACAGGAAAGCGACAUUGUUUAAUGUCUUGUUCAUUUGUUGAUAAACUUGUAGUAGUAUUCCAUGUACUUGAAGCCCAUAUGAUUCCCGCAACAUCUGGAUGGUUAAUGUUCGCAGCAGUCCCAAUAACACAAUUCCUACUUAUUUCGACAUAUUCUCCUUUAGCUGACUAUUAUCCAGAUUUCCAAAACCCAAUAGUUACAUCAGAAUUCUAUGCUUAUAUGUUCUCAUUAGUACAGGCUGUGGGAGUGCUAUUACCUAUGCCUUUACUUUUAUGCGCGAUGCUUUACGAGGGUUUACAUAAGACAAUAGACUCAGAACUAUUCAAAAAGGGUAGUAGUGAAACACGGACGUGGAAAAACUAUGCAGACUAUGUGUGGUUACCAUUCAGUGCUUGGUUAUUUAUGACUUUACCAAGUACUUGGGCUUGCAUGAAGAGACUUACCCGAGGCGAAGAGAAUUAUGUUGUAGCUGAAAAAAUAUUUGUAGAACCUAUUGUAGAAUAA